UUCCGGCGCGCUCGAGCACCCUGUCUGUUGACAACCGCCAAGAGAAUGGCGCAUUGGAACAAGUCCGAGAAGGAUCUGAAGAUGUUGAUCCAGCAGGUCACCGGGCUCUCGGAGGAGAACCCCGAGUUCCAGAUCGCUUUGCAGUACGCCUGGUCUAAUGUCAGAUUCCAUCAGUUUCUUGACAUUGAUAGCAACAAAAUAACGCGUGUGAUUGAUGGUAUUCAUGAAAAGCUGACUAUUCAUUCAGAGCUCCCUAAAGCUUUAAGCUGGCGAAGGCUAACGGAGGAAUUUUUGGAGUUGCCUCUGGAGACAGUUGAAGGAACAAAGACGAAGGAACACUAUGCAAUACUGUCCCUCUUGCUGACCCUUUCUGAUUCACCUUCUAAUUCUCAGUAUGCUGAGAAGCCAAGAAAGAAAGAAGAGGUGAAACAUGAUGACUUUGACUGGGGGAAAUACCUGAUGGAAGGUGAAGAAAUUGAUAUUGGACCUUAUCCUGACACUCCAGAGUGGUCUGAAGACGAAAGUGAAGAAGAACUCCAAGAGUCUCUGAGCAGGGAGGACUCGGGUAUUCAGGUUGACAGAACAACACCAGAAGAACAAGCACACAUUAAGAAAGCGGAGCCUCAAGCCUCUUUAAAAGCAAGUGAACCGGAAGUACAGUUGUGGUUGGAGCAACAUGUUGUCACCCAGUAUUGGACAAAUAAAUCAUCUAAAUGUAGUCACAGCUUUCAUCUGCAUUCCAAUUUAGCAGCUAUCUGGGAGCAGCACCUAUACAAUUCUGAUCCACUAUAUUAUUCAGAUCAGCGAACAUUUGUUACAGAGGCCCAAGUUAUACGAGAAACAUUGUGGAUGCUGUCUGGAGUUAAUAAACUUUUUAUGUAUACAUUGCACGAUGGGAAAAUAUCAGUGAGACCUGACAUCAUGGUGGCGCAUCUGACCCAGAAUUGUCUGAGAGCAGUAUUGGAACAGAUCGCAGCUUAUGGACAGGUUGUGUUCAGGCUCCAGAAAUUUAUGGAUGAAGUGAUUGGGCACAACACUGAAAGUUGCUCAUUUGGAGCCCUACCUGCAUCAAGAAAGUUUACUGAGCCCCCCUUCCGAACAUAUCAGUCUUUUGUGUGGGCAUUGUACAAAUAUUUUAUAAACUUCAAAGAAGAACUUGUCAGCAUUGAAAAGUGCAUGAUAACUAAAGAUGAGACGGUUACGCUAGCAGCAGUACUUGAGAAACUGGCUCCUCGAUUGUCACAACUUAAGAUGCUUCAUAGAGUAUUCAGUACAGGAGUGGCAGAGGUUCCACCUGACACUCCAAAUGUCAUAAGAGCUUCCCAUUUACUGAAUACACUGUAUAAAGCUAUUAUUGAAUAUGACAGCGUUGGAGAAGCUGCUGAACAGACGGUGUCUCUUCUCUUUUCUUUGUGGGUGGAAACUGUAAGGCCGUAUUUAGAAAUUGUGGAUGAAUGGAUAGUCCACGGAAAUCUGUCUGACCCUGCAAAAGAAUUCAUUAUCCAGAGAAACAAGGAUGUCCCGGUGAAUCAUAAAGAUUUCUGGCAUUCUACUUGUACGUUAUUUAGUGUUUCUGAAAAGACUGGAAUUGAUGAAAAUACAGGUGAUGGUGCAGGUAGUAAUGGCACUGUGGAUCAAGGAAAUUCUAGUAAACAGCACACAAUGGUGUCCUUCCUGAAGCCAGUACUUAAGCAGAUUAUUAUGGCUGGCAAAUCAAUGCAGCUACUCAAGAACCUGGAAAGUAAGGAUAACCAACGCUUCCCAAUGGAAAACACUCACCGAGAUGCAGAAAGAAAAAGUUUGUAUGCACUGUUCCUAGAGUCACUUCAGUCCCGCCUUCGUUAUGGAGAGGGUGCUGAAUCUUGUGAACUUACAGUUCCAGAGCAACAGGCCACAAAAGAAAGCUUGAUCAAGGUGCAGUCUAUAGUUGCUCGGCACCUCGAGCUUGAUGAUGUUCACGAUCCUUUAUUAGCUAUAACUUUCGCAAGGUUAUACAUGGAACAAAAUGAUUUCCAUGAAAGAUUCAGCAGUGGGGACGUCAAUGUGGAUAGAUCAUCUGAAUCAGUGACUUGCCAGGCAUUUGAGCUCACGCUUCGUUCGUGUUUGUAUCCUCACAUUGAGAAACGGUAUCUGGAAUGCUGUGGAAAAUUAAUGCAAACUCUAAAGACAGAUUACAAGCUGGUGGAGCAUCUUCAGGCCAUGAGAAAUUUCUUUCUUUUGGAGGCUGGAGAGACCAUGUAUGACUUCUACGUACCUAUUUUUGAUAAAGUAAAGGAGAAAGAAUUCUGGCAACAUUUGUCAUUUUUAAAUGCCCGGUUACAAGAGGCAGUAGGACAACACCAUCCUGAAGAUAGCUCUCGAUUAUCCAUUUAUUUAGAAAAUAUUGACAUUGUCAAAAAAAGACUUCCUGUUCAUUCUAUUGAUGGUCUCACAUUGAGCUAUAGGGUUCCGUGGCCUGUUGAUAUUGUUAUCAGCUCCGAAUGCCAGAAGAUUUAUAAUCAAGUGUUCAUACUUCUGUUGCAAAUUAAAUGGGCCAAAUAUAGUCUUGAUGUUCUGAGGUUUGACGAAUGUGAUGAAACUUAUGAUAAACCACAAGCAUCUCUACUUAAGGAUUCCAGUUGGUCAUCUCAAGAGCAGAAGACAUCUGUUAGGCAACAAAUUCACAGAAUGUUUCUGCUUCGAGUUAAACUCAUGCACUUUGUCAAUAGCCUGCAUAAUUAUAUAAUGACUAGGAUAUUACAUAGUACGGGCCUUGAGUUCCAGCACCAAAUUGAGGAAGCUAAGGAUUUGGACCAACUGAUAAAAAUUCAUUACAGAUAUCUAUCCACAAUUUUUGACCGUUGUUUACUGCGGGAAAAGAUAAGUUUUGUGAAGGAAGCAAUCAUGGAAGUUUUGAAUUUGGUUCUAAUGUUUGCAGAUCGUUGGCAAACUAGUUUAGGAGUUUCAAAAAUUGAGUCAAUUGAGAAAAUGGAAUCUGAUUUCAAAAACUGCCAUAUGUUUCUGGUGACAGUACUUAACAAGGCCGUUUGUAGAGGAUCAUUUCCUCAUCUGGAAUCCCUGGCAUCGUCUUUAAUGGCAGGAAUGGAACAAAGCUAAUAGUGGCUCUCGUUAAGACACUUUAACAAAGCAUUGCAUCAGAAGAUCCAGCAUUCCCAUUGUAUAACACCUAAGGUCAUCAGACGUCUGUGUUGGAACACAUUUAAAUUAGCUCAAUAAAUUGUGUUUGUUAAGGUCCUCAUUGGCAGCUAUUCACACAAAAGUACCUUCUAACUGGGAUGCUAUCCAAGAACAGUGGCUGUCAUUCAAUACCUCUUGUUGUGGUUCUUUUAAAAGCCCAAUCGAAAAUGUAAGAACAUUUAUUUCCAAUGAUUGGAUGGCUGAUGGGUGGUAUUACAAUGAUUGGUGAUAUUACAAAUUAUGAUGCUAACUGAUCAAUCAUGUUCAGUAAUGUUCAUGUAGUCUCAGUGAGACGAUUAUCUAUUUAAUGUACAUUUCACUGUCUAUAAGUGUUUAUUCUGCAAAUGAAAAUCUUAGUACCUGUUAAAUAAAGCUGAUGUAAAGUUAAUCAAAAGGCUGUCAAGUGAGGAAGGAACCUGCAUUAAAUAAGAUGUUUCAUUGUGUCAA
This is a messenger RNA of Amblyraja radiata (thorny skate), 3624 nucleotides long. It is a transcript of the gene tubgcp5, whose product is annotated as tubulin gamma complex component 5. Lineage: Eukaryota; Metazoa; Chordata; Chondrichthyes; Rajiformes; Rajidae. The transcript is spliced from 23 exons. Bases 46 to 3096 code for a protein of 1016 amino acids. The record is from RefSeq and is a predicted model, not a curated record. Gene Ontology annotation, cellular component: gamma-tubulin complex; microtubule organizing center; spindle pole. Gene Ontology annotation, molecular function: microtubule minus-end binding; gamma-tubulin binding. Gene Ontology annotation, biological process: spindle assembly; cytoplasmic microtubule organization; microtubule nucleation.